CCGGGAGGCACUGGGGUGGGGAGGGGAGAAAGCUCCGCUCCAAAUCCCAAGAGAGGGUCCCUGAAACCAGUCCUCUGCUCCAUCUUCUCGCACUUCCUCCCACUAGGGAAAGGGGAACGUGGAAGGAAAUUAACUUUGACCCCUGGAUGCUGGCUCUGGGCCCACAACUUGGGUGGACGGCAGAGGUUUCCAGGACCCUCCCCGCCCCCUCCUCCCCGCCCCGUCUCCCCUCCCUCCGCCUCCCGCGCCCUUUUAAGCCGCCCAGCAGACGGAGAAAGAGUUUAUCCAGGAGGGGCUGGCGGAGCCGCGGCUGGGGAAGUCUGGGGGCGGAGGGAAGCGCGGCUGGAGCCCGACCGUCCCACCCCUAGCUACAACCCCUGGCUGGAAGAGCUUGUCGCCAGGGACGGAGCUCGGGAGGGAGGGCGCCCGAGCGGUGGCGGGACGGGCGGGGCAGCCAUGCUCCUCUCUGGCGGCGACCCCCCGGCGCAGGAAUGGUUCAUGGUGCAGACGAAAUCGAAGCCUCGGGUGCAGCGGCAGCGGCUGCAAGUGCAGCGCAUCUUCAGGGUCAAGCUGAAUGCCUUCCAGAGCCGCCCCGACACCCCCUACUUCUGGCUGCAGCUCGAGGGGCCCCGGGAGAACAUGGGCAAAGCCAAGGAGUACCUGAAGGGCCUGUGCAGCCCGGAGCUGUGGAAGGAGGUUCGCUACCCGCAGAUUCUGCACUGCGCCUUCCUCGGGGCCCAGGGCCUCUUCCUGGACUGCCUCUGCUGGAGCACCCUGGCCUACCUGGUGCCUGGCCCCCCUGGCUCCCUGAUGGUGGGAGGGCUGACCGAGUCUUUCAUCAUGACCCAGAACUGGCUGGAGGAGCUGGUGGGGCGUCUGCGUUGGGGCCCUGCCCCUCUGGUCACACCCCGGGGAAUCUGGGAGGCUGAGGUGACCCGGGCCUUUGGGGCCCUGGUCUGGAUCCGUGGUGACCAGUAUGCAGGGGACCUGCUGCAGCUGCCCCCAGCGGUCCAGGAGCUGCUGCUGAGCCUGGUUCGAGAUGCUGCGGGCAAGGAGGACAUCAUCGAGUGGCUCAGCCGCUUCGGCAUCUCUGACACCCACUCCGACCCGGAGGCCCUGAUCUGCCCUCCUCAGCAGCAGAAGGAAGGCCCAGCCAUGGUGUCCGUGGGAGAGAGUCCUGCGCCCUUCCUGGAGGUGGGGACCCUCCAGAAUGGAGGCUCAGAAAAGUCAAAGAGAUUAGCCGGCCUGGGAGACACCGCAUCCCUGGUCCCAGCCCAGAGCACACAGCAGGAGGCCACAAGCCAACCGGUAAGGGUCGGUUCCAACAACCAAAAUGGUAUGGACAGUGCUCAAGAGGAUGGGCCAGUGCAAGCCACCAGCAGCCAGGACUCUGCGAACCACACACAAGCCUUUUUGCAGCAAAGGAAGGUCCCGAGGGUAGAAGAUAAGCUCCCCUUCCAGCCUCCAGUGUCAGCCGUGGGUGUGUGCCCACCCGUGAAGGCCUGGACUCCCGGGCAAGCCUUUGGGCCCUUGUGGCCGGGGGCUAUUGCUGCAACCUUUUGCAGGAUCAAUGAACUGCAUUCUCUGCACCUGGCCUGGCUGCUGUCCCAAGCGUACUUUAGUUUCUCCUUCUGGCAGAGAACGCUGAGCCCCAUUCAGUUGAGGCUGCCAGGGCAGAAUCCUUUGCCCUUAAAUCUGGAGUGGAAGCAGAAGGAGCUGACUCCACUGCCCAGUGUGGGAAGCUCAGCUUGCGGACCGGUGAGGGGACUGGGAGGAGAGGUAGCACUGCAGAAUUGCCCGAGGCCAGAGACCACCUCAAAAGUCAUGAGUUUAUUGGUGGUCCCAGGGGGCUCGGGUAUAAAGGACAAAGGUAGCCCAGGACUUCCUCAGAUAGGGCCACCCUUGACCUCUACACCAGAACUACAAACCGGAGGUGAGCCUGGGGAUCACGGUAGUAUGCAGUUGGACUGUAAGGAUCUGAAGGAGAGACUCUCUCCAGCGCCGCCCACAGGGCAAGGGGUGCCCACAGCUCAAGGGAAGCCCACGACCACUCAGUCAGUACCUGAAGCUCAAACAGUGCCUGAAAUGCUCAAAGUGCCCGUGGCUACAGCAGUGUCCAAAGCUGAAAACCCACACCCAACUCAAGGGCUGCCUGCAGCUCCCAAAGUGCCUACAGCCCAGAUGAUGCCGGCAGUGCACCCAGAGCCUGUGGCUCCCACAGUGCCUUCGGCUCCAACAAAGCCAGCAGCUCAAGUGGUGCCCACAGCUCAAAAAGCAGCUGUGGGUCAACUGGCAUCGGCAGGUCAAGUGGGGCCCACAAUUCCAAAAACUCCCACAGCUCAGAAGAUGCCUGGAGCGAAAACAUCACCUGCAAGUCCCCAAACACCCAAAGCUCAAACUGGACCUGCAGCUAAAACAGGGUCUACAGCUCCUAAAGCACCUGCAGCUCCCAAAGCAUCUGCAACCCCCAAAGUCUCCAGAGCUCCCCAAAGGCCUGCAGCUCAGAAGGGGUCCACAGAUGCAGGGCCAGCCUUGGAUGUAGCCAAACUUCUAAGUGAGGUCCAGCUCUCACCAAGGGGUAGUGUCUCCUUACCAAAGGGCCAGGGGGAGGCUGGAGGAAGGCAGGGUCCCCAGCCCAGCAGCACCUUGGCCCUCAACAGUAAACACAGGUCUCAGAUGGAAGGGCUCCUGGGGGCUCCCUGGGAGGGGGCCCCGAGGCAGUUGCCUCACCACCCACAGGCGAACAGCACAGUGACCAGCUUCCAGAGGUACCAUGAGGCCUUGAAUACGCCCUUUGAGCUGAACCUGUCAGAGGAACCUGGGAACCAGGGGUUGCGGCGAGUGGUCAUUGACGGCAGCAGCGUGGCCAUGGUACACGGCCUCCAGCACUUCUUCUCCUGCCGGGGCAUUGCCAUGGCAGUGCAGUUUUUCUGGAACCGGGGACACCGAGAGGUUACUGUGUUUGUACCCACCUGGCAGCUGAAGAAGAACCGGAGGGUGAGAGAGAGCCACUUUCUGACGAAGCUACACUCGCUCAAGAUGCUCUCGAUCACUCCCUCCCAGCUGGAGAACGGCAAGAAGAUCACCACCUAUGAUUACAGGUUCAUGGUAAAGCUGGCGGAGGAGACAGAUGGCGUCAUUGUGACCAAUGAGCAGAUUCACAUCCUGAUGAACAAUUCCAAGAAACUGCUGAUCAAAGAUCGCCUGCUGCCGUUCACCUUUGCGGGGAACCUCUUCAUGGUGCCAGAUGACCCCCUGGGCCGUAACGGCCCCACCUUAGAUGAGUUUCUGAAGAAGCCAAACAGGUUGGACACCGACAUCGCCAACUUCCUGAAGGUGUGGAAGACCCUUCCUCCCAGCUCAGCCAGCGCCUCCAAGCUGAGUGAUGAUGCUGACCUUGGGCACUUGGAGAGCCGGCCCAAGAUGGAAGACAUCAGGGAGAAGGAGGAGAGGCAGGACAAGGAGCAGAGAGAGGGGCAGGGGAUGCAGAAGCUGGCUGAGGAGGACGACCUUGACUCUUCCCUGGCAUCGGUGUUUGGAGUAGAGUGCCCUUCCCUUUUGGAGGAAAUCCUCCGAUGCCUCAGCCUCCACGACCCCCCCGAUGGAGCCCUAGACAUCGAUCUCCUGCCAGGGGUGGCUUCUCCUUGCCUGGGCAUCCCCUGGGAUGGGAAGGCUCCCUGCCAGCAGGUUCUUGCCCACCUGGCCCAGCUAACCGUCCCCAGCAACUUCACUGCACUCUCCUUCUUUGUGGGGUUCAUGGACUCCCACCAGGAGGUGAUCCCCGACUAUGAAGCCCUUGUGGGUCCCCUGCACAGACUCCUCAAGCAGAAGCCAGACUGGCAGUGGGGCUGGGAGCAUGAGAAGGCCUUCCUGGCCCUGAAGCGGGCUCUGGUGUCCGCGCUCUGCCUGACAGCCCCCGACCCACAGCUGCCCUUCCGCCUGGAGGUGAUGGUGAGCCAGGUGGCCCUGACGGCCGUCCUCCACCAGGAGCACUCCGGGCGGAGGCACCCCAUAGCCUAUACCUCAAAGCCCCUCCUCCCUGACGAGGAGAGCGAGGGCCCCCAGUCCGGGGGAGACAGCCCCUACGCCGUGGCCUGGGCCCUCAAGCACUUUUCCCGCUGUAUUGGAGACAUGCCAGUGGUCCUGGACCUUUCCUAUGCCUCCCGAACCACUGUGGACCCAGAGGCACGGGAGGGCCGCAGGGUUUCCAAAGCUUGGUUGAUCAGAUGGUCCCUCUUGGUACAGGACAAAGGCAAGAGGGCUCUGGAGUUGACCCUUCUCCAGGGGCUAAUGGGGGAAAACCGGCUGCUGACGCCUGCUUCCUCCAUGCCUCGUUUCUUCCAGGUUCUGCCCCCUUUCUCCGACCUGUCCACUUUCGUCUGUAUCCACAUGUCAGGCUAUUGCUUCUACCGUGAGGAUGAGUGGUGUGCCGGCUUUGGUCUCUAUGUCCUAUCUCCCACCAGCCCCCCUGUCUCCCUUUCCUUCUCCUGCUCCCCUUACACACCAACCUACGCCCACCUGGCAGCCGUGGCCUGUGGCCUGGAGCGCUUCGGCCAGGCCCAGCUCCCAGUGGUUUUCCUCACCCACUGCAACUGGAUCUUCAGCCUCCUCUGGGAGCUCCUGCCCCUCUGGAGGGCUCGGGGCUUCCUCUCCUCCGAUGGGGCCCCGCUGCCUCACCCAAGCCUGCUCUCCUACAUCAUAUCCCUCACCUCCGGCCUCUCAUCCCCCCCAUUUAUCUACCGGACCUCCUACCGGGGCUCUCUGUUUGCUGUGACAGUGGACACCCUGGCCAAGCAGGGUGCCCAGGGGCGUGGGCAGUGGUGGAGUUUGCCAAAGGAUGUGCCAGUCCCUGUAGUGACUCCCCAUACCAUGGGCAGGAGGCUCAACUUGCUGGCCUUGCAGCUGAGUGACAGCACCCUGGCUGAUAUCAUCGCCAAGCUGCAGGCUGGAAAGAAACUGCCCAGCUCCUCGCCCUUCAGUUCUGCCUUUAACUCACUCAGCCUCGACACGGAGAGUGGCCUGCUUAUGUUCAAGGGAGAUAAGACGCCCAGGGUCUGGGUGGUCCCGAGGCAGCUCCGGAGAGACCUGAUUUUCUCUGUCCAUGACAUCCCCUUAGGGGCCCACCAGAGGCCUGAGGAAACCUACAAGAGGUUGCGGUUGCUGGGGUGGUGGCCUGGGAUGCAGGAGCACGUGCAAUAUUACUGCAGGAGCUGCUUGUUCUGCAUCCCCCGAAACCUCAUAGGCAGCGAGUUGAAGGUUAUCGAGUCCCUGUGGCCCCUCAGGUCGACUGCCCCUUGGUCGAGCCUGCAGAUUGAGGUGGUGGGGCCGGUCACUGUAAGUGAGGAGGGCCACAAGCAUGUGCUUAUUGUGGCCGACCCCAACACCAGGUGGGUGGAGGCGUUCCCACUGAAGCCCUACACGCACAAGGCUGUGGCCCAGGUGCUGCUUCAGCAUGUGUUUGCAAGGUGGGGUGUUCCCAUGAGGCUGGAGGCAGCCCAGGGCCCCCAGUUUGCCAGGCACGUCCUGGUGAGCUGCGGGCUGGCCCUGGGAGCCCAGGUGACCUCUCUGAGUAGAAAUCUCCAGUUCCCCUGCCUGACAAGCUCAGACGCCUACUGGGAAUUCAAGAGGGCCCUCAAGGAGUUCAUCUUCCUGCAUGGCAAGAAGUGGGCCGCCUCCCUGCCCUUGCUGCACCUGGCCUUCAGGGCCUCCUUCACCGAGGCCACGCCGUUCCGGGUCCUAACUGGGGGCGAGGUGAGGCUGGCCGAGCCCCUGUGGUGGGAGAUGAGCAGUGCAAACAUUGAAGGGCUCAAGAUGGACAUCUUCCUGCUGCAGCUGGUUGGGGAGCUUCUGGAGCUCCACUGGAGGGUGGCCGACAAGGCGGACGAGAAGGCCGAGAACAGGCGUUUCAAGCGGGAGAGCCAGGAGAAGGAGUGGAACGUGGGUGACCAGGUCCUCUUGCUGUCUCUCCCCAGGAAUGGCAGCAGUGCGAAAUGGGUGGGUCCCUUCUAUAUCGGGGACCGGCUGAGCUUGUCUCUGUAUAGGGUGUGGGGUUUCCCGACUCCAGAGAAGCUGGGGUGCAUCUAUCCCAGCAGUCUGAUGAAGGCCUUUGCCAAGAGUGGCACACCCCUGUCCUUCAAGGUCUCAGAGCAGUGAACGGGAGCAAUGGGGGAGCGCCACUCCAGGGGUCCUGGGUUUCUGCUGCUAGGCCUCCCCUGCCCUGCAGUGCUGUCAGCCCUUGGGGGCCCUCAGUCGUGCCUUUUGUAGAGAAGCUGCUUCAUAAAGCUUUGCUGAAUUGCCUUGAACUAGGGACCAGUGUCCCUGUGGAAACAUCCCCAGUUUGGGGUAUUUGGAGAAUUUGCCAAAGGCUGUCAGAUAUGCCCUGGCAGUUCUACACUGGGGAAUAGGAAGUCCCCCUACUAAGGUAGGCCAGGCUCAGUGUCUUUUCCCAAGUAUCCUCUUGCCCUGCCACACACAGGCAGGUGUGCAAUGGUGUGCCACGCCCUCCCCUCUCCCGACUUAGUGUCUUAACCAUGAGACAGUGUGGCUCCGGACCUCAGAAUUAGAACCACAGUCCUCUCCCAAACAGAAACCUUGAAUGUGGGCUCCUUUCCCCAAACUGUUCGUCUGGGGGCCCUUUGCCCUUAGAGUUGUCACAGCCGACACAAGCUCAUGUGGGCCAGGGGGAGGCAGCUGUCUCCCCAGCGUCACGGUCAGCUUUCUUAAGCUGGCCAGGCGCAGCCUGCCCCGCUGUCAAGGAGGGGCUGGCCGUCCUCCUGGGCCUUGAGGGCAGUAGCUUGGAGUGGGAGGAUGGCCAGCCACGAGCCACCCACUCGUCAGCACAGGGGGCAGGGGGUGGGGCAAGGGGGAAACCAAUUGCCUACCUCAUUUGACUCCAGCCAGUGGAGACAACUCCUACCCCCUGUUUUGAUGGUGUUGACCUCACAGGAAUCAAGGAUCUUGAUGCCAAGUGUGGCAUCUCUACCUGAAGAGCUGCUUCUCCUAGACCAAGGGGGCCUGGCCUCUGUUUUAGGGGGGAGGGCGUCUGCAAUGAGAGCCUGGCACAGGGUGAGGUGCUGGCACGGCUCUGCCUCCUAACCCUCUUCCCAAAGCCCACAGCCCUCUGCCCCUUCCACCUCCACUGCACCCCAGACCCCGGGCCCUACAGAGUGUGUGACUGCUUUGUCUGGAUCACCCCCCAGUCCUUGGACCUGCCUUCUGUGACAGCAAAACCCAGGAUCCCUCACAGCCAUUCUCUGCCGUGAGAGUGAGUUUCUCGUAGGUGUGUGUGCUUAUACUCACCCCUCUGAAUUGCUGCCACCGCCGCUGUGGGACACACAGGCUCCAGGUAAGGGCCGGCCGUGUCACUGGCUAGGCUGCUGUGUAGUUUCAUUUCUCCAGAAGCUGGGCCAGUCUCCCGGCCUAGCUCGGGUUGCCAGAACACUUGGCCUUGCAGAGUGCUAGAGCCAAAGGAGAACUUGCCAUCAAGUCCAACUUGCUUGUUUUACAGCAGAGGAAAGAGGCCCCCAGAGGGAAAGUGACUUGCCCAAAAUUGCACAGCUAGUUGGUGGCUGAUCUGGGACCAGGAAUAAGCCCCGACUCCCAGUUUGCCAAGAAAAGCGUUCUGGCAACAGGCUCAAGCUAGAGAAUCCUUCGAAAUCCUAUACCCCUAUUCCCUCCAAUUCCCUAUUUCCCAAAUCUUAUAGACAACUGCCUGGAUGUUGCCCUUAAACCAUUUCCAGCUGUUAACCCUGUCUAGGAAAGAAUGAUUGGGUGAAGCUGAGAAGGUGAAAGGUGAGCUGUGGAGUUUGUAGCAGCUAUUCUUUCUUCCUCCUCCCCGGCCCUUCGCUUCCUCUUCCUGCCUCCCCGUAAUGGAUGUGUAACCUCACCCUCCUUCCCUGGUGCCAUACACGUCCCUCCUCUUCACUACAUUUAUGAUCUUAUACCCUCCUUUUAAGUGAAUUUUUUUCAUUUGAUUUGUCAAUAAACGAAUCAAACUG
Molecule: messenger RNA, 7997 nt
Organism: Lemur catta (Ring-tailed lemur)
Lineage: Eukaryota; Metazoa; Chordata; Mammalia; Primates; Lemuridae
Gene: NYNRIN
Product: NYN domain and retroviral integrase containing
Exons: 9
Coding region: 457-6153 (1898 amino acids)
Biological process (GO): DNA integration
Cellular component (GO): nucleus; cytoplasmic ribonucleoprotein granule
Molecular function (GO): RNA-DNA hybrid ribonuclease activity; mRNA binding
Source: RefSeq, a predicted model, not a curated record